AUGUUGAAGGAGCCAUUAGUGCAGGAGAAGUUCUUGGCGCUGGCGUCGGCUUCAAAUGAGACGGUAUCCUUCGAAUUCGUUCUUUCGAAGGCGGCAUGGUUGGAAGUGGUGGUGGCGGAGAAGGUUGUGCUUGAGAAGAUGACGAAGAGGAAUCAAUGGUUAGUGAAACUCGACAACGCUCUUCGUAUAAAAGUACAUCUUGAUUUGCUGGCAUAUUUUGGAUUUUCGACCGUGGUGCAGAAUAUUGCGCAGAUGAGUUCAACGAGCAAAUCUCGCCUAUGCUUUUCGUUCGCCGUUUCAACGAGCUUCGACGACGCGGUAACGCGUUAA
Messenger RNA from Caenorhabditis bovis, 330 nucleotides. Lineage: Eukaryota; Metazoa; Nematoda; Chromadorea; Rhabditida; Rhabditidae. The record is from the annotation of a GenBank genome assembly.